CUUGUCUGAAUUCCCACGGGGUUGAAAAGUGGGAACGUACAGCCACAAUUAUGUGGUACUGUGGUACAAGGUAAUUAUUUGGAAAUCACAGAAAACCGUCCAACCUCUGUCCAUGCACACUCUCGAGCUCGCGUUAACAUUUCCAUUUCAACCUCAUACCUGGCAUCAAUAAAUACUAAUGGUCCAUUCCAACCGCGAUGAUCCAGGGAUCCUUUCAAAUGUUUUCAGUUUUGUUUCGCGAGAGAUUGGCGAGUUCAUGAUAAAUGCUACCGGUAAAUCUGAGGUACGUUCUGAUUUUAAACGAAUUAAACUGAAAAUUGAUCACCGACACAGUCCGGUCCAUCCAAACGGAGACAGGGACGUGAUGCAAAAUAUAAGGAGCGGGGCAGGCAACGAAAAGGCUAUGAUGGGGGGAUGAUCGAGCAGUGGAGAGAGGCUAGCGGUAGCGAGAAGCAUCAAGAUCAAGUCUACGCCGAAAUAACGUCUAGCAUGACCUCCCGCUCCCCAUCUCCACGUCAUACCAGCCAUUCAAGAGGCAGAAAAGUCCGCCCUCGUCCUCAAGAUGAUGCGCCCCUCCCUUCGUCACACUCUGAACCGACAUACCCCCAUCUACACAGAACUUCCAUCACAAUGCCUGGCUCACUUUUCCCCCGAUCAGAUUCGCCCCAACCCGAUUCCGUACUGCGUACUCCUCAAUCAACUCUCGACGUCGACGCACAAGACUUGGAACCCGGCCCUUCCAAUUUUCAUCACAAAGCUCCCGCAGACCAAUCUGGCCCUUCUCCCUGGCGCACCCGCCCCAUCGCCUCCGUCCAUGACGCAGUUGAACGAUUUACCGCGAGUGGAGGGGAAGAGAGGGACUUUUCGCUGUUGGUUGUCAGUAGUCCUACGGGUCCUGUAGAUCCGGAGAGCUUAGGCGCCGUACUAGCAACGCCGCAUCUGCCCCUGGGUGGUGUUUCGCAGAAGGGGAAACAACACGCUGUUGAUGAUGGAGAUGAGGAUUUAGCAUUUAUACUCGAUCAUCACCGCGUGCAAGAUAAGGUAAAACAGGAUAGGGACAAGGAGCGCAUUAGAAUGUUGGAGGAAGAAGUCAGGAUAUUGAAGGAAAAGCUCUCCCGUCGCCGCCAUUCGCCAACUCCUGAAACCCAAACCCAAGUCCCAAUACCACCCCCACCCCCACCCCCACUUCCUCCUCCUCCCGGCGUCCGCAUUCCCCUCCCUCCUUGUCUAGGCGAAAACAAAGUCCUUUUUGCAAGUGCGCGCGCUGCCUUACGCUCAACCGAGGCCGGUACGACCGGGAGCACAAAUGAUCUGGCAAGGUCAGCAAGUGGUAAGGUGAGACAACCAACCGUCAACGUUCCUAGCGAUAAAAUGGCUGCGUUCUUGAACGAGAUGAGGACGGUGCGGUUGAGGAAAGUGGGGUCUGGACCUGGACCUGAGGGACUAAGUAGGAGCGUUAGUGAUCGACCCGUGGUCGAUCGACCUGGGCCCAGUGGAUUAAGCCGUAGUGUGAGUUCGAGUGCUGCUGGAGUAGAUGGGCGGAGAGACAAUGUGGCGAGGCGUAAGUCGACGGGCGUGAAAGCGCCUGUUGGUUCAGCUGCUUACGGUCUCACUUCUGCGUCGACUAGCUCGUCGAGACCAGCUUCUUUUUCCAGCGUGAGUAAAGCAGUAUCGACCUCAAAAUUCCCUUCCACCUCGAGCAUUCCCAAACCGAAAUCUGCUUCAACCGCGUUGAAACCAUCAUCCUCACACACUUACGCGGCCCCUUCAUCGCACGCAACCUGCCCAGCCUUAAAUAACAAACGCAAAGCAGAUGUCCUAGGCGACUCAGAAGGGAGAUCUACUUCCAAACGACGUCCAGGUACUUAUGCGCAAGCCCAAUCAGACACGAGCUCUUCAUCGUCAUACUCAAGAACACACGAAUUUGCCGGUCCCACACACUCAAAUCUUUCACUCCCAGGUCCAUCACAUACGAACCACUCCUCACUAUCGAACGAAACAGACAUCACCACUCCCUCUUUAUGCUCUGAUAACGAGCUUGGAGGGGACGCGGAUGGUAGGAUGCCAUCGACGCCGCCUGCACCAAGGUCUGCUGCAGCUACAGUUCAGAAUGCGCAUGAUGAUGUUAUAGAGAUUACUGACAUGGAUAUGGAAGACAAAAAUGUCGAUAUCGAGCCUGCACAUAAUCAUGUCACGCCCUCCCGCCCACAAAGCGAUUUGUUCAGGAAACGCCCGCCGUUGUCGCCGUUGCCUGUACUAACGCCAACGAGGGCGCGAGCGCCUGCGCGUGCCAAGGGGAGGAAGUCUGUGCCAACGCCUGAGAGGACAAAGAGGGGUGCGACGCCGAAGCCGAAGAGUAUCAUGCUGCUCGACGAGGAUGACGAGGAUGACGACGACGACGAUCAGCCGGAUGAGCUGGCGUUACCUCCGAAGUUGAAAUGGCGGCGCGAGGUUCAGCCCAGAGUCGCAAACAAUUCAAAUGCGGCUAAUGGCAAGGGCAAACGACGACUGACGUUAGACGAAGAGCUUGCACGGGCAAGGUCGUCUGAUCGGCUUGUGGAGCUUGGAUUAGAAAGUGGGGAGCUGUUUGGGACAGGCACUGGGAGUGAACGACGAGGAUUCCUAGCUGGGGGUGGUGCGGGUGGUGUGCCUGUGUUUAUGGGCGCAGGGUAUGUUCGGGGUGUCGAGGAGGGCCUGCCAGUGUCGAGGAUACCGCGGCGAAGAGGCUAGCAUGUUUCAAAAUAUUUAUUGUAAUCUUUAUCGCAUUCCCUUGACUCUCGUGUAAUUUCUUGUAUAGCUACUAGUACUUCCGGCUCAAAGAAAGUGAAAGUCAGCAAAUAUAUAUUGCUGUCCCCUUAGCAUGAUCAAGGCAUAAUAUUAAUAGAAUUUUAAGUGAGA
Suillus plorans is the source of this 2898-nucleotide messenger RNA. RefSeq lists its product as uncharacterized. The record is from RefSeq and is a predicted model, not a curated record. The coding region runs from base 415 to 2730 and encodes 771 amino acids. The transcript has 3 exons. NCBI's taxonomy places the organism in Eukaryota, Fungi, Basidiomycota, Agaricomycetes, Boletales, Suillaceae.